This is a messenger RNA of Urocitellus parryii (Arctic ground squirrel), 1938 nucleotides long. RefSeq names its product G-rich RNA sequence binding factor 1 (gene Grsf1). The record is from RefSeq and is a predicted model, not a curated record. Lineage: Eukaryota; Metazoa; Chordata; Mammalia; Rodentia; Sciuridae. Gene Ontology annotation, molecular function: RNA binding.
CUGGCGCCCGCGGCGCAUGUGCCCAGCGCCCCCUCCCCGGCCCUGGAUUCCACUUCCCCUCCGCUCGCGCUGCAGCGGCAGCUGCCUCCAGGCCCCGCGCCGCCUCCGGAGUCCAUGGCCGGAACGCGCUGGGUACUCGGGGCGCUGCUCCGGGGCUGCGGCUGUAACUGCAGCAGCUGCCGGCGCACCGGCGCUGCCUGUUUGCCCUUUUAUUCCGCCGCUGGCUCCUUCCCCUCGGGCGUUUCGGGCCGCCGCCGCCUGCUGCUGUUACUAGGGGCCGCUGCGGCCGCCGCCUCUCAGACGCGGGGCCUCCAGAUCGGGCUUGCGCCCGCCGGGAGGCUGGCGGGCCCUCCACCUGCGGCCACCUCAGCGGCGGCCGUGGCCGCCGCCUCCUACCCUGCAUUGCGCGCUCCUCUGCUACCGCAGUCGCUGGCGGCCGCCGCGGGCUCCGCGCGGAGCUACAGCCAGGAGUCCAAAACUACCUACCUGGAGGACCUUCCACCACUCCCUGAGUAUGAAUUGGCCCCAUCCAAGUUAGGAGAGGAGGUGGAUGAUGUUUAUCUCAUUCGAGCUCAAGGAUUGCCUUGGUCAUGUACUGUGGAAGAUGUGCUUAACUUUUUCUCAGACUGCAGAAUCCGCAAUAGUGAGAAUGGAAUACAUUUCCUUUUAAAUAGAGAUGGGAAACGAAGGGGUGAUGCCUUAAUUGAAAUGGAGUCAGAGCAGGAUGUGCAGAAAGCCUUAGAAAAGCACCGCAUGUACAUGGGUCAGCGAUAUGUGGAAGUAUAUGAGAUAAAUAAUGAAGAUGUGGAUGCCUUAAUGAAAAGCCUACAGGUCAAGUCGUCACCUGUGGUGAAUGAUGGUGUAGUUCGAUUAAGAGGACUUCCUUAUAGUUGCAAUGAGAAAGAUAUCGUGGACUUCUUUGCAGGACUGAAUAUAGUGGACAUUACUUUUGUAAUGGACUAUAGAGGGAGAAGAAAAACAGGGGAAGCAUAUGUGCAGUUUGAAGAACCAGAAAUGGCCAACCAAGCCUUGUUGAAACACAGGGAAGAAAUUGGUAACCGGUAUAUAGAGAUAUUUCCAAGCAGAAGGAAUGAAGUUCGAACCCAUGUUGGCUCUCAUAAGGGAAAGAAAAUGGCAUCUUCUCCUACUGCUAAGUAUAUAACUGAGCCAGAAAUGGUCUUUGAAGAACAUGAAGUAAAUGAAGACAUUCGACCCAUGACAGGUUUUGAAAAUGAGAAGGAGAUAGAAUUGCCUAAGGAGAUGUCAGAAAAGCUUCCAGAAGCUGUUGAUUUUGGAACUACGCCUUCAUUGCAUUUUGUCCACAUGAGAGGAUUACCUUUUCAAGCUAAUGCCCAAGACAUUAUAAAUUUUUUUGCUCCCCUGAAGCCUGUGAGAAUCACCAUGGAAUACAGUUCCAGUGGAAAGGCUACUGGAGAAGCUGAUGUGCACUUCGAUACUCAUGAGGAUGCUGUUGCAGCUAUGCUCAAGGAUAGGUCCCAUGUUCAGCAUAGGUAUAUUGAACUGUUCCUGAAUUCAUGUCCAAAAGGAAAAUAAGACUUCCAGGGACUCCAGAUAGUAAGGAUGAAGCAAGAAGCAUUUCAUUUGCACAUCUUUCUUGGACAUGGGCUAUAAAGUUCCUGUUUAUUGGCAGAAACUGCUAGAGAAAGGAUUUUGGGUUUGGGGUUAAUGCUUCUAAGAAAAAUUCAUAGUGAACAAUUGAGAAGGAGAAAGAUUCAAUUUGGUAUUAUGAAAUAAACCACAAAUCUUAAAUUUUUGUUUAAACUGUUCAGGAUCUGAUUAAGAAAAUCUGAUUAAUUCUUUAUUUUAUAUAAUUAAGCAGUUUGUUUUUAUAGAGGAUAUGUUACCCAUUGUAAAGACUACAUAUUUUUAUUCAGUACUAUCUUUAAAAAAUCUUUUUCUCAUUUAAAAAAUAAUCUG